This is a messenger RNA of Asterias rubens (European starfish), 1511 nucleotides long. Its product is annotated as 3-oxo-5-alpha-steroid 4-dehydrogenase 1-like. Bases 155 to 970 code for a protein of 271 amino acids. Gene Ontology annotation, cellular component: membrane. The record is from RefSeq and is a predicted model, not a curated record. Gene Ontology annotation, molecular function: 3-oxo-5-alpha-steroid 4-dehydrogenase activity. Gene Ontology annotation, biological process: steroid biosynthetic process. NCBI's taxonomy places the organism in Eukaryota, Metazoa, Echinodermata, Asteroidea, Forcipulatida, Asteriidae. The transcript is spliced from 6 exons.
UCUGUGUGUUUUGUGCGGUCAGCUGGCUGGGGCGGCGCUGCGAUUUGAGCAAAAUAUUCUACUUUCUACUCUCUUGUUUGUACACAAUUUUGGUGCCCUAGAUAGAUAUUCUUGGGAGAAAGAAAGGUUGAAGACUUAACAAAAGAUCAGCAACAUGUCGGCAGCCGAACCUGUACCACUCCCGAUGGUAGAGCCCCUGACAGACAUGCUGGGUAUUGAUGAAAAGGUCCUACUCGAUAAGAUAGCCUACUGGCUGAUGGUCUUGGGCGUCAUCUCCAGUUUCUGUCUUCAGUUUGUCGGUGCGCCCUACGGUCGUUACGUCAACGCAAAUUUUGGAUUCAGUGUACCCGGUCGUUUGUCUUGGUUUAUUCAAGAAGUACCUGCAUUUCUUAUACCCACGUACCUGUUGGUUACUAGUGGUGGACGACAGGGUUUUAUUAACAGCUUGCUUAUCAGUCUCAUGAUCAUACACUACUUUCAGAGAACGUUCAUUUUUACAUUCCUGAUUCGUGGAGGGAAGCCUUCAGCCUUCCUUGCCUUCUUCUUAGCAUUCGUGUUCUGUGUGACAAACGGCUACCUGCAGGGUCGCUACCUCACUCAGUACGCUGUCUACCCACAGAGCUGGCUGUGGGAUCCUCGAUUUAUCGCUGGUACUGCGAUGUUUUUUACUGGUAUGGCAAUAAACAUUCACUCAGACUCUAUCCUCAGGAAUCUAAGGAAACCAGGAGAAGUGGGUUACAAAAUACCCAGAGGUGGAAUGUUUGAAUACGUCUCGGGUGCAAACUUCUUUGGAGAAUUUGUAGAGUGGCUUGGGUUUGCCUUAGCUUGCUGGUCAGUGCAGGCUCUGGCUUUUGUCGUCUUCACUAUCUGUAAUAUCGGACCAAGAGCAAUUCAACAUCACAGGUAUUACCAGGAGAAAUUUGACGACUACCCAAAGUCAAGGAAAGCUUUUAUCCCAUUCUUUGUUUGAAGUGACAGCUGCUAUGGCUCAGGACUGUGAGGCAACGUGUAAUCAAAAUCAAAUUUGGUUUGUAUUUCAGGAUUGGAGAAUCAUCUUCUUCUUUUUUUAACUGAACUAGUUUUAAUAUUUUCUCUGGAAUAAUUUGUACCGUAGAAUCGGUAAAAUUAAUGGACAUUAUUCAUGUUAUUUGCUUUAUUUUGUUGAAAAUGUUGUUAAUGUGUGUGAGAGAUUUCAGAUCAGUUUUAAUAUUAGUAGAAUUUUAGAACUUUGAUUCUUCUAUAAGAUGAGGACUAUUUGUAUAUGUAAUUGAAAUUUCUGUAAAAGAUGAUCAAAAUCAUUUUGUAUUAAUUUAAAUGCUUUGAAAAUAGUGUCGGAGCAAUGUUACAAGAAUUGCCAAAGAAAAAUGUGAGAUUAGGUUUUUAUGCCAGCUAUUUGUUCUAACCAUCCCUCAGUACUAUUAUUAACUAACUGCAUGUAUGGGAUUUGAGGCAUUGCAUGGUGAGGUAUCAACAUAUAUUUGGUUUGUGGUAACACCAUGUGUGUAUAUCUA